Molecule: messenger RNA, 1020 nt
Organism: Trametes versicolor FP-101664 SS1
Lineage: Eukaryota; Fungi; Basidiomycota; Agaricomycetes; Polyporales; Polyporaceae
Product: mitochondrial carrier
Exons: 7
Coding region: 22-978 (318 amino acids)
Cellular component (GO): peroxisomal membrane
Molecular function (GO): ATP transmembrane transporter activity; FMN transmembrane transporter activity; coenzyme A transmembrane transporter activity
Source: RefSeq, a predicted model, not a curated record
CAUAUAUACCGGACGACCGACAUGGCCAGCGACUCCGUCAUCCACGCUCUCGCCGGAGCCGCGGGCGGCAUCGUCGCUAUGUCCGCGACCUACCCGCUUAUCUUCCUCUCGACUCGCGCAGCAGUGGAGACUAGGAAGGAGCAGAAGACCACCCACGAAGCCGUACUCGACAUCAUCAAUCGAGAGGGUAUACUCGGCCUGUAUAGCGGGCUGAGCUCUAGUCUGCUCGGCGUCGCAGUCACAAAUGGAGUGUACUACUACUUCUACGAGCGCAGCCGCGGCGUCGUUCUCAGCGCGCGCGCCGGAAGCAAGGGCUUGAACACGCUCGAGUCCAUGCUCGUCGGCCUCAUUGCCGGUUCCGCCACCACGAUCAUCAGCAAUCCCAUCUGGGUCGUGCAGACUACCCAGGCAGUAUAUAGCAUGAACCAGGAGUCCGCCUCGGCUGCAGCGGGCGAACCGAGCAAGCAGGAAGAGCGUCCGGACUUCAUUAGGACGGUCCAGCAUAUUCUGCGCAAGGACGGACUGGCGGCGCUCUGGCGCGGACUGGGCCCGGCACUCGUGCUGGUCAUCAACCCGAUCAUCCAGUAUACAGUGUUUGAGCAGCUGAAGAACUUUCUGGUCAAGUCGCGUACGGCGAAGUUGAGGGCGGGCGGCGCGAAGACUGCAGUUGCGCUCUUGAGCGACUGGGACUACUUCUUCCUCGGCGCAUUGUCGAAGCUCAUCGCGACUUCGUCAACAUACCCUUACAUCGUCGUGAAGAACCGCUUGCAAGCCGGCCAGGCACAUGCUCAACGGUACAAAUCCGCGCUCGACGGCAUUCUCACUAUCGUGAAGGAAGAGGGCGUUGAAGGGCUAUACAAGGGGGUUGGGAGCAAGCUUACCCAGAGCGUCCUCACUGCUGCGAUCCUGUUCGCGGGUCAGAAGCGCAUCUACGAGAUGACGAAGAAGGCCUUGUCGCCGACGGUGCUUGUGAAGUAGAGCCUGAGCUUAAUUGAAAGUACGGCUGGCUAGUGAUAUAUG